Puma concolor (puma) is the source of this 1509-nucleotide messenger RNA. The record is from RefSeq and is a predicted model, not a curated record. NCBI's taxonomy places the organism in Eukaryota, Metazoa, Chordata, Mammalia, Carnivora, Felidae.
UGCGAGCGAGAAAGAAUAAAAGGAAAGAAGAUUUUCUCUAUGUAUAUAAAGAUGGCCACGUUAGCAAACGGACAGGCUGACAACGCGAGCCUCAGUACCAACGGGCUCGGCAGCAGCCCGGGCAGCGCCGGGCACAUGAACGGAUUAAGCCACAGCCCGGGGAACCCGUCGACCAUUCCCAUGAAGGACCACGAUGCCAUCAAGCUGUUCAUUGGGCAGAUCCCCCGCAACCUGGAUGAGAAGGACCUCAAGCCCCUCUUCGAGGAGUUCGGCAAGAUCUACGAGCUUACGGUUCUGAAGGACAGGUUCACAGGCAUGCACAAAGGUGAGGCCUUUGUCUGCUACUGUGAAAGAGAGAGCUCCCUCCCAGCCCAAGUCUGCUCUGCCCUCCACAGCUGCCCCAGCCUUCCUGAAACUGGACGGCCCAUCAGGGCAAGGCCAUCUAUGGGGAGGGGGAGGGGAGGCAGAAACAGGCAGAAGGAGCCACCAGCCCAAGAUAGAAAACUCUUCGUGGGCAUGCUCAACAAGCAGCAGUCCGAGGACGACGUGCGCCGCCUCUUCGAAGCCUUCGGGAACAUCGAGGAGUGUACCAUCCUGCGCGGGCCGGAUGGCAACAGCAAGGGGUGCGCCUUUGUGAAGUACUCCUCCCAUGCCGAGGCACAAGCCGCAAUCAACGCUCUGCACGGCAGCCAGACUAUGCCGGGAGCCUCAUCCAGUCUGGUGGUCAAGUUUGCCGACACCGACAAGGAGCGCACGAUGCGGCGAAUGCAGCAGAUGGCCGGCCAGAUGGGCAUGUUCAACCCCAUGGCCAUCCCGUUUGGGGCCUACGGCGCUUACGCACAGCUGAUGCAGCAGCAAGCGGCACUAAUGGCGUCAGUCGCACAGGGCGGCUACCUGAACCCCAUGGCUGCCUUCGCCGCCGCCCAGAUGCAGCAGAUGGCGGCCCUCAACAUGAAUGGCCUGGCGGCCGCACCCAUGACCCCAACCUCAGGUGGCAGCACCCCUCCGGGCAUCACUGCACCAGCUGUGCCUAGCAUCCCAUCCCCCAUUGGGGUGAACGGCUUCACCGGCCUCCCCCCACAGGCCAAUGGGCAACCUGCCGCGGAAGCUGUGUUUGCUAAUGGCAUCCACCCCUACCCAGCACAGAACACAACAGAGGCAACAGAAAUGGGCCAAGCCUUUGCCCCAGUCCAGCUUCCCCAGGUUGCUUCAGCCGCCUACCCUGCUGCCUAUGGUCAGAUAAGCCAGGCCUUUCCUCAGCCACCUCCAAUGAUCCCCCAGCAACAGAGAGAAGGUGAUCCUGCUGGUGAUGCCAUCUGGAUGCUGUACCAUCUAGCUCAGGCUUGGGGCUCAGCAGCCCUCGUCCCUCGUGUCUCGCCAGGCUUCGUGAGCUUCGACAACCCGGCCAGCGCGCAGACCGCCAUCCAGGCCAUGAACGGCUUCCAGAUCGGCAUGAAGAGGCUCAAGGUGCAGCUGAAGCGGCCCAAAGACGCCAAUCGCCCAUACUGA